Molecule: messenger RNA, 498 nt
Organism: Pelodiscus sinensis (Chinese soft-shelled turtle)
Lineage: Eukaryota; Metazoa; Chordata; Testudines; Trionychidae
Source: RefSeq, a predicted model, not a curated record
AUGUCCUUCCUUACAAGCGUCUGCCCGCACCCCGAGUCUAGCACCGCCUCAACUAGUCUCCCAUCCAAGCGUACCAUCCGCGUGAUUCUGGCUCUGCUUAUCUCCGCGCUAACGUCUCCGUCUCUUACAGGUUGGCUCUCUGCAUUGAAAGCCCGGAUACGUCCACUGAGCCUGGGUUUCAACUUCAUUUGUAUCAUCGUCAUCACCAUCCUCAUCGUCCUUAUCACCCGCCCAGCCAAGACAUAUGAGCUGUGCCCGGCUGGUGCUCCCUGCCUGCUGGCCGCCUGCCCCUUCGACUGGAUCGGGUACCAGGGGAAGUGUUACUAUUUCUCAGAGCUAGAAGCCAACUGGACCGAGAGCCAGAAGAACUGCUCUGCCCUCGGUGCUUCCCUGGCUGGGAUUGAUUUGCAGUGGGAAAUGCUUUCUGCUCAGGAACACCACCGGGUGUUCUACCCCACCCUCCUCCGGUGCCAAUACUGCCCCGAGGCCUACCUCUGA